Molecule: messenger RNA, 1612 nt
Organism: Vollenhovia emeryi
Lineage: Eukaryota; Metazoa; Arthropoda; Insecta; Hymenoptera; Formicidae
Product: leucine-rich repeat extensin-like protein 2
Exons: 8
Coding region: 222-1319 (365 amino acids)
Biological process (GO): regulation of transcription by RNA polymerase II
Cellular component (GO): transcription regulator complex
Molecular function (GO): transcription coregulator activity
Source: RefSeq, a predicted model, not a curated record
UAUAUUAUGUCUAUGGACAAAACGCGCUCCAUCUCUGAUAUUCCUGUAUCUAUGGGUAUAUUUUAACCUUUCGCAGGAUCCGUCUCAUCCGUCUGUCAGAAGAAUGGAACUCCGAAACACUGCCUGAAUUAGUUAAUGCGACUAGGGAGAAUUGAACUAAUUGGCGAUUCAGUAAAUACAUAACGCCGGGUAGCGAGGAAUCAUUAGGCGCUGCCAGAAAAAUGCCGGCGAUACUAGUCGGACCGCCGCAGCGCAAUGAGCAAAUGUGGCAGGCGCUCAAGACUCAUAUUAUGCGAGAACGACAACGAAAGAAACAAGAACAAGAGGCUGACGCCGAGGAGGAGCGUUUACGCAAGGAGAGAGAGCGCCAGCAGAAGCAGGACGUGAUGACACUGGGCGAGACGCGUGAACAAAUCUCAAAUCUGGACAACGAACUGUCACAGUUGAAGGCGGAGAAGCAUCAGUUGUUCCUGCAACUGAAGAAGGUUCUGAACGAGGAUGACAGGAGGAGGCAGCUCAUAAAAGAAACCAGUGUUUGCUCGGAAGUUUCGACGACAGUGGGAGGAUAUCCCGUGACAGGCCCAAGAGUGGCACACUCGCAAUUGUUUCUACCGUUGCCACGCAGCAGCAGUCCUAUCUACAAGGUCGCCGUCGGUACGCCAACACACCUGUUGUCAAGUGGAACUAUAAAAAGAACUCGCACUCCGUCGCCGCCGCCUACUGCGUCUUCCUAUCACAGCGCGUACAGUUACAAACCGCCGCUGUCUAUCGCAAGUUACAAUCCACCACCUCCUAAAGCUGAGGAGGCUGCCAGAAGAUCCGGCGACGCCCGGGCAGUUCUUUGGAACAAGAAUAAUCAGUACUCCGCAUCGAACUUUUAUUCGGCGCCCGCAAGCCAGAGCGUUUACAGUUAUUCCGCACCCGUGUCGCAACCAUCUCGAGAGCCCUCGGAAUCGGCCAAACCCGUUUACCUCUCGGGCAGUAGAGCGCCAUUACCCACACAUCAGACAGCAUACGUAACCAACUUACACUCGAUGGAGCACAAGAGCGCCUACGACGAGAAGUACUACAUGCGACCGGCAAAUCACGUUACUGUCCACGGUGGAGCUAUUCCGAUUCAACAACCACCUCAGGGUGCAAAGACAGGCGGGAUUACUUCAGGUUACCCUGUACGAGCACCUCAACCGCCCCCACCUAGCUCAUAUCCGCCGCCACCGUCUCCGUCCCCUGGUACCUACGUGAGCGGUUCAGCUGCCAAUGUACCUGGUAGGCUAUUGUACCCGCAACCUGGAGCUCGUUUCCUUCAACGAGAACUAUAGAGUCGUAUUUCUCUUAAUGAAGAUUUUGAUCUUAAACUCUUUUAUGCGGGAUAUGAAGCAUUAAAAUGCAAUACGCGUUCAGUAAAGUAUUGACGGCUAAUGAUUAACCUACAUUUGUUUAUACUUUCUUUGUAAAAUAUAAAGUCGUGGAAGCACAUUGCAUGCUUGAGACAUGUGAAAAAUUAAUUAUUUGAAACCAAAUAGGAAUAACAUAUUUUCGUGUUUUACUAAAACUUUUUUUGUUAUUUUCAAUAAAUAUAUAUAUUAAAUAUUUGCACGUGCAUAAUACCGUU